Molecule: messenger RNA, 3348 nt
Organism: Cygnus atratus (black swan)
Lineage: Eukaryota; Metazoa; Chordata; Aves; Anseriformes; Anatidae
Gene: GJB1
Product: gap junction protein beta 1
Exons: 2
Coding region: 428-1264 (278 amino acids)
Biological process (GO): cell communication
Cellular component (GO): connexin complex
Source: RefSeq, a predicted model, not a curated record
GCCGUGGGGGCCGUGUCCCCGCGGGGAGAGCGGGAGGGGGCCACGGUGCCACAGCAUCACGGUGCGUGCGCCUGGCUUAAACACAUGGCAGGGAGGAUGCUCAGGGCCAAAAGGUGCAGCCAAGGGGACCCCACGGGGGGGGGGGGGGGGGGGCGUGUUUCAGCUCCCCCAGGGUGCCACGGCGGCCCCUGGAACACCCCCAGGGGAUGCUCGGUGGUGGCGGCGGGGUGGGUGCCUCGUGGGAGUGAGCUGGACACACCUGUGGUGUUUGCUCAGCAGGGAGCAGGUCCUGGAAAGCACUGAGCUGUUUGGGAGGGGGCGGGUGGCGCGGCGGGUCAGUAUAAAGUCCAGGUGUUGUGCUGCGUGCUGAGGACGCAGCGCUGGGAGCCUUUCUGGGAGCAAGCCCCGCACGGAGGCGUGAGGAACGAUGAACUGGGCCGGCCUCUACGCGGUGCUGAGCGGCGUGAACCGCCACUCCACUGCCAUCGGGCGCAUCUGGCUCUCUGUCAUCUUCAUCUUCAGGAUAAUGGUGCUGGUGGUGGCGGCCGAGAGCGUCUGGGGGGACGAGAAGUCUGCCUUCACCUGCAACACGCAGCAGCCAGGCUGCAACAGCGUCUGCUACGACCACUUCUUCCCCAUCUCCCACAUCCGCCUGUGGGCCCUGCAGCUCAUCCUCGUCACCACGCCAGCCCUGCUGGUGGCCAUGCACGUGGCCUACCAGCAGCACCAGGAGAAGAAGCUGCUGAUGAUGACGGGGCACGGGGACGCCAAGCACCUGGAGGAGGUGAAGAAGCACAAGAUACGCAUCGCGGGCUCGUUGUGGUGGACGUAUGUCUUCAGCGUGGUCUUCAGGCUGCUCUUCGAGGCGGUGUUCAUGUACAUCUUCUACAUGAUCUACCCGGGCUACCAGAUGGUGCGGCUGGUCAAGUGCGAGGCCUACCCCUGCCCCAACACCGUCGACUGCUUCGUCUCCCGGCCCACCGAGAAGACCAUCUUCACCGUCUUCAUGCUGGUCACCUCCAGCAUCUGCAUCGUGCUCAACAUGGCCGAGCUGGUCUACCUGGUGGUGCGGGCCUGUGCCCGGCGGGGCCGGCAAAACUCCAACCCCUCGUCGGGGAAGGGCUCUUUCUACGGGCACAAGCUCUCCGAGUAUAAGCAGAACGAGAUCAACCAGCUGCUGACAGAGCAGGACGGCUCCCUCAAGGACAUGCUGCGCCGCAACCCCGGGCUGCAGGAGAAGGGCGACCGCUGCUCCGCCUGCUAAGGCCCACGCCGCAGGGGCUGCAGCCCUUGCCCCUGCCCCACAGCCUCCCCACAGCCCCGGGGGGGGGCCUCACGCCGCCCACAUCCUGAGUACAGCACCCCCCGGUGCCAGCCUCCUGGACAGCUGCUGCUGCGCACUCGGGCCAUUAAAUCUCCGUUCUCAGGCGCUGCCUCCCUGCUUUCUGCUCCGGCUGGGACGUGCCGGGGGCCACGGUGCCAGCAUGGGGUGCCCACCCCUGCCCGGCCAGGCAGAGAGGAGAGGAGCGGGUCUGGGUGCAGCCAGGCUCCUGCCACCCACCUCUGGGGAUGCUUCUCCAUGCACGGGGCUGGCCAGCCCCAUACGUGGGUGGGGAAUACUGGGGCCUGGGGGGCUGUGGUCCCUGCAUGGAGCCCUGGCAGCACACGUGCGGGAGCAGUGACCCUCUGGUGGCAUUGAGCGCUAGCCCCUGCAGCCCCAAAGUAUAUUUAGAAAGGUACCCAGACCAAAAAUAGAGGGGAAAAAUUUCCCCCAGUGGCUGCUUCAUCUGCCAGUCACAAAGAAAGCCAAUGGGGCCCGCAGCUGCAUCACGCCCCGAUAACCCUGUGCCCGCUGUCGGGUGGACAGACGGACGGACGGAGCCGGCCGGACCUGUCUGCACCCCGCUGCGCACCGGGAAGGGCCUCGCAGCACCCUGCACCCCUGCACAGGAGCCGACGGCGUGGGAGCACCGGGCUGUGCCCCGCGCACCCGCAACGGUGAGGGGUCCCCGUGCUGUGCCCUGUGGUGGCCACGGCCACCUUGCUGGGGGUUGCUUUCUGACGGAAGCCUUUGCUCCCGCCGCCCUCCCCACGCCAGGUCAGGGCGUCCCAUGGGACGCGAGGUGGGGACAGCCCCAGCUCAGGGCCCCGCACGCCCGCCCGGGGGCAGGGUUGCGGUUGGGCAGGUGUCCGUGUGUCUGGAGCGCGGCUGUCUUGCAGGGCGCAGCGCCGCGCACCAUGGGGGACUGGAGCCUGCUGGGGCGGCUGCUGGAGAGCGCCCAGGAGCACUCCACGGUGGUGGGGAAGGUCUGGCUCACCGUCCUCUUCGUCUUCCGCAUCCUGGUGCUGGGGGCGGCCGCCGAACGGGUCUGGGGUGACGAGUUGGCUGGCUUCUCCUGCGACACGCAGCAGCCCGGCUGCCAGAACGCCUGCUACGACAGCACCUUCCCCCUCUCCCACCUCCGCUUCUGGGUCCUGCAGAUCAUCUUCGUCUCCACCCCCAGCCUCGUGUACUUGGGACACAUCCUGCACCUGGUGCACCUGGAGGAGAAGGCGCAGCAGCGAGCGGUGGCACGGGCUGGCAACGGGGCCAGGCGGCAGCGCCCCGGGCAGCCCCCGCUCCACACAGGGGAUGUGCGGGGCCGGGUCCAGAUGCGGGGGGCCAUCCUGAGGACAUACGUCUGCAACGUUGUCUUCAAGGCUCUCUUUGAGAUGGGCUUCAUCGCGGGUCAGUACGCCUUGUAUGGGUUUGAGCUGAAGCCCCUCUACACCUGCAGCCGCUGGCCCUGCCCCAACACCGUCAACUGCUACAUCUCCCGGCCCACCGAGAAGACCAUCUUCAUCCUCUUCAUGCUGGGGGUGGCCUGCGUGUCCCUGUUGCUGAACCUGGUGGAGAUCUACCACCUGGGCUUCACCAAGUGCCGGCAGGGGCCACGUCCCAGGUCCCAAGUCCUGCCUGGCCCUGGCAGCCCUACGGAGCCCCGCAGCGCCCGUGUCACCUUGCCUGGUGGUGGCAGCCUCACGGAUGCCAGCAGACCCCACCAUGGCCUGGCACCCCUGGGGAAGGCUGGCGCGUGGCUGGGGGUGGCCAGCGGGUCCCGCGGGAAGGCGCGAGUGGGGGACCUGGCGGUGUGAACGCAGCCGGUGUGUCGGGAUGCUCAGGGAUGGGUGAUGCGCAGGAUGCUGUGGUGGCCACAGUUGUGGUUCCAUCUCAAGGACCUGCCAGGCCCCACGGCCAGUGCAAGAGCUGGGCAUGUCCCAGGAGCAGCAGGACCAGGCUAGGGCAGGGGCAAACACCACUACCCCGCCCAUCAGCCCUGGGGAGCAAAUAAACACUCAGUACAACUC